This is a messenger RNA of Emiliania huxleyi CCMP1516, 780 nucleotides long. RefSeq lists its product as hypothetical. The record is from RefSeq and is a predicted model, not a curated record. The transcript has 3 exons. Bases 1 to 780 code for a protein of 259 amino acids. NCBI's taxonomy places the organism in Eukaryota, Haptophyta, Isochrysidales, Noelaerhabdaceae. Gene Ontology annotation, molecular function: 3'-5'-RNA exonuclease activity.
AUGGCGCUGGCGCUCGCGACACUCGCUCUCGGCGCCGGCCGCAGCCUCUCCGUCGUGUCGUGGAACAUCCUCGCACCGACCUUCGCGCCGCCGAGCCGCUACCCUUGGGUGGCGCCCGCCACGCUCGCCUGGCCGAAGCGCGAGGCCGCGAUCGUCGCCACGCUCGGGAGGCUCGAUGCCGAUGUCGUGUGCCUGCAGGAGGUCGAGGUGGCGCUGUGGGACGGCCUCCUGCGUCGAUUCACCAGCCUGGGGUACAGCGGCGUACUGCAGGAGACGCAGCGGCAGCACCCGAUUGCCAACGCCGUCCUCUUUCGGCGGGCGGCACUGCGGUGUACGCAGACCGAGUCGCGCUCGCGCGCGCUGAUCGCCGUCCUCGAGUCGCUCGACGCGGCCGACUCUGCGGCGCCGCUGCACGUCGCCUCGGUCCACCUCGAGGCGGGGGCGGAGAAGGCGUCGCAACGCUUCUUCCAGCUGCGCUCGCUGCUGCGUCGGCUGACUCUGCUGCAGCAGCGCGACGAGAAGGCGCACGCGACGCGCCGCGCUCCUCCACCGCCAGCCCUCCGACUCGCCACCCUCCCCCGCUCGGCAGGAGCGGAGCGGACCACCGGCGGCUCCUCAGCCUACGGCGAGUCUGUGCCGCUGGCGGGCUCGCCGCAGCCCAAGGCGAUGCCGUCCGAGACGCACCCGUCCGACCACCUGCCCGUCGGAGCGUGGCCCGCCACGGCAGCCGCGGGCUUGCCGAGACGGGACGGCCUCACGCGCCGCCGGAUGGGCGAGUAG